Molecule: messenger RNA, 522 nt
Organism: Sipha flava (yellow sugarcane aphid)
Lineage: Eukaryota; Metazoa; Arthropoda; Insecta; Hemiptera; Aphididae
Gene: RpS26
Product: 40S ribosomal protein S26
Exons: 4
Coding region: 107-463 (118 amino acids)
Biological process (GO): translation
Cellular component (GO): ribosome; cytosolic small ribosomal subunit
Molecular function (GO): structural constituent of ribosome; mRNA binding
Source: RefSeq, a predicted model, not a curated record
UUCGAACAAUAUUAUAUGAGGUUAUGUCGUCCAUUUGAUUUCAUGUCCUUUAAUGUGUAGUUACGUUCAUUUCUUUUGAAGUUUUUCGUCUUCUUUAUACGUCAAAAUGACUCGCAAGCGCCGUAAUGGAGGACGGUCUAAACACGGCCGUGGACAUGUUAAGCCUGUACGUUGUACCAACUGUGCUCGCUGUGUGCCUAAAGACAAGGCUAUUAAGAAGUUUGUUAUUCGUAACAUUGUUGAAGCUGCCGCUGUUCGUGAUAUAACUGAUGCCAGUGUAUAUACUUCAUACCAAUUACCAAAAUUGUAUGCAAAAUUGCACUACUGUGUUUCUUGUGCCAUCCAUUCCAAAGUGGUCAGAAACAGAUCCAAGGCUGAUCGACGCAUUAGAACACCACCAAGCCGUAACUUCCCACGUGGGGACAACAAUCGUCAAGGAGGACAACCUCAAAGGAAAACGUAAUUCCUGAUGUAUUUGGAGUUAUAAAAUUAUAUUAUACCUUUACUUAAGAUAUAAAAAUA